UCACAGCUUAAAAAGAAACUUGCAUGCAUGCACUCGAUCGACGUUGACCUUAAAAAUACCUUGAACACUCAACGAACGAGCACUCACAUACCGCCUACAUCUAAGUUAGUAUUGCCCUAGUAUGUCUUAUAUGAAAUGGGAGGUACACUGCUUAAUCAAAAUAAUUCCUUCUUUCAGCUGCUGGUGCAAUGUCGGUCGCAUCGGUGGAAAGACUUCACUGUCCGUUGGAUUCGGUUGCGAAUACAAACACGUGAUGGUGCAUGAGAUUGGUCACGCGGUUGGCUUCUGGCAUGAGCAAAGUCGUCCUGACAGGGAUAGUUACGUCCAGGUGCUGAAGCAGAACAUACUGCCAGGUUUCGACAGCGCAUUUGCCAAGUAUGGACGAGAUCAAAUCGACUCACUUGGUUUACCUUAUGACUACGGCUCCAUCAUGCACUAUCCGUUUAACGCCUUCUCUAAGAAUGGCCAGCCAACUCUACGAGCGCUCCAUCCUUUGAAUGGGAAAACGCCUUACAAGGCCCUUAGCGCACUGGAUGCUGAGCAAACCAACAAGAUGUACGGUUGUGCUGCAAAGAAAAGAAAGCGACGACAGACUGGUAAAUAUAUCGGUGUUUUUUUUUUCCUUAUUUGCAACUUCGGAUCUCAGAAAAGGAAACUGACAGAGGCAUUUUUUUCUUGGUUUAUUUUGACAUCAUCGUGUUUAUUGAUUGUGCUAACAUCCCAGUCCGUCCAUUAUAAUAAUUCUGUAAUGAAAGGGCUAACACCUGAAGGUAGAACGAGGCCUUAUAGCACGAGCUGAGAGAGCAAUAGAAACCAUGCCCCUGUGGAGCCAAUGAAAUCAGAAGCUCAUUGCAGUUGCUGCUGCAGUAACUGGCAAUUUCUCAGCACGUGAUUACAGUUUGGUAGCUCCCAAGUCGCUAUUUAUGUAAUGAUUUGGUCGAGGAAUGAUUGGAUGCUAAAACGCAAGGUGAGCGGAGACCGUGAGAAUAGACGAAGGAACGAAACGACUGGAUACGACUUUCAAAAAAAAA
Orbicella faveolata is the source of this 1031-nucleotide messenger RNA. RefSeq lists its product as uncharacterized. Gene Ontology annotation, molecular function: zinc ion binding; metalloendopeptidase activity; serine-type endopeptidase activity. The record is from RefSeq and is a predicted model, not a curated record. NCBI's taxonomy places the organism in Eukaryota, Metazoa, Cnidaria, Anthozoa, Scleractinia, Merulinidae. Gene Ontology annotation, biological process: proteolysis.